Molecule: messenger RNA, 3074 nt
Organism: Styela clava
Lineage: Eukaryota; Metazoa; Chordata; Ascidiacea; Stolidobranchia; Styelidae
Product: endoplasmic reticulum membrane-associated RNA degradation protein-like
Source: RefSeq, a predicted model, not a curated record
AUACAUGCUGUAUAUGCCUUCAUUCACAUCUUUGUAAUAUCAUGUACCUUGAAUGAUUGGCUAUCAUUUGUGCAAAUUGAUUUAUCUUUUUAAUUAUAAUAACACUGUCGCAGCACUGGUGUUCGUAAUCUUUUAUUAUUUUUUUAGUUGCUAUGGAAUGCUUUCUUCAAUCAACACUUUUCUAUCACCAAAUGUAAAAUAUUUAAUAUGUGAUCUUGUUAAUGAAACUGCUGACUUGGGGCUGUCUUAUACUCAGAAACCUACAAAGGAUGAAGUUUUGAAAUCUAUUGGUACAAUUAUUUCCUCCAUUGAACUUGGUGCUCCAGCAACGUACUUGGAGGCACUGAAGGCAAUUUCUCCUUAUGCCAAGCUGCUACAUCCUUUCAAGUUGAAUAACACUGAAAAUCAUAUAGAAACAUGGCUCUCGACUUAUACGAUGGUUUCAUUUCAGACGAUCUUUAUGGUCGAAAAGCCAGCACAAGUGAUGUUGGCACUACUGAAGUUUACAUCUGCAUUAGAAAGAGCACUUGGUGAUGCUUGUGUAUCGCUGGGAGGAACAUGUCCAUUUUUACUUCGGGAUUUACUGUUGGAUGAUGGACUCUGGAAGUUGUUUGGUGCAAACAGAAUGAAGCUAUUACAGGUUUUGAUUGGAAACCCACAUGGUAUUAAUUUGAGAAAUUUGGUGUGGCAUGGAUUUCUAGGACCUGCAGAAAUCCCACAUGUGUUUGUUUCUCUUCUUCUAUGCAUUUGUGAAUCUCUAGCAUCAGUAUUGAAUUUACAUGAGGUAAAGAUUCAACAAAGACCACUUAUUUCUGAUUCAUAUCCAAUGCAACUGUUUCGUGAUAGACUUCAAUGCACAUCUCUUCUAGAAGAUGUUGAUGAAAUUUGGAGAUGCAUAUCAGCAGACAGUCAUAUUUGCCCAGUUUUGUGGCCAUUUCUUGAUGAAAGCUUCAAUCUGUAUGCUCAGAAAGAAUUUGGUGAUUGUGUGACCUUGAUCAUCCCUUGUUUUGAAACCUUGUUGAGAAUACUCUUUGCUCAGAGCAAUGAUUGUGAAGAAAGGAUUCUUACUGCUGAAUCUUCUAGCUUAUACACCACACUCGAUGAGAUUUUUGCUCAGCAUUUGGAUGAUGGCUCAGAAAACAGAGUUCGAUUUGUGUUGGGAGAUGAGAUCAUGAUGGUACUUAUGGAUCUAUUUAUGCUUCAGGACGGAGUGCGUAUACGAGACCGACUGUCGCAUGGAGAAAUGUCGUUGGCAAUCAUAAAAAGUCAAAUUGCGAGCGUUCUUAUUUGCUUAACCUUACGAGUUUUGUGGUGCCUAACCAGAGAACAAAAAUGGAAUACAUUAGACGAAGCUGCCUUGGGUGAAUGUUUAGAAGACGGGACACAUGAAGAUUGUUUCCUAAAAAGAUUUGCAACAAGUUUUGACAACCAACUAAAAGGCUACUGCUCGCUAUUCCACCCUCUCAACAUUGCGAAGCGGUCUUAUCUGAAAUCAAAAGCCACAAUCGAGCAGUUUAAAUAUGUUCAAACUCCCGAAGUGUUUCACAUUGAUGCUGGCGAUAGUGGAACAUUCCAAGACGUCGGCGACGCACCUUACAUCGCGGAAUCGGCAUUGCUGUACCGCAGUGAUAAGAAAUAUUUGGAAAUUGUUGUUGUGCUUCGCCAUAUCACCGACGAAUCUUUGACCUCCGCUAAUAACGUAUUAGAUUAUCUUCACGAAAGAUGGCAAUCAUUCUGUGAUAGAUCGCUGAGAUCACGUCAGAGAGUGAAUUACAAAAAUAUGGUAAAUAGAUUGUUGGAGAUACAAGUACUGUUUGUGACAAUUUUGCGCGAGAUAUCACGUCAUUUUCUUGAUUUGGAGCAGAUUGACGUGCCAGAUCACAACGCCUUUUUGAGGAAACUAAAACGAUUACUGAAAACUACAGAAAAUCUUCGAACGUUAACAUCACAAAACAAGUGGGACAAAGUUUGCUCUCUGUUGUCACGAUUUGUUUAGAAUUAUCACUUAAAUUCUUAUGAUGAAUAUACUAGCAUUUCUGCAUGAUGAAGUCUCUUAUUUUGGACUGAAAAUCUAUAUAGUUUCUGGACUGUAUUACUAUUAUGACGCCUGUCGCGAAAAGGAACAACAUUGUAAUAAUAUCCGGUAUAUAGCCUAUAUAUAUUUGCCCACCCAAUGAUCGAGUUGAAUCCUUCAAUUUUGUAGGAAAGCCAUAUCCCGUGGGGACGUUACGAUUACCAAGGCUGUUUUUCUUUCAAUUCGCUCUGCGGCAUAUCCGGAACAGGCACAGACUAUCAGCUUCUGUAUUUUUAAACUGCCAACAUGGCAUAAGACUCUUUUCUUCCCAGUGGGUUAUUGAUGAAACAUGUUUCGUAUUGUGAGUGACAAUUCGGCCAACCGACUGAAUAAUCUGAAAUCAUCAGGUAUUCGACAAUGUCCAGUUCUUGUGACGGAUUAGUAGCACGUGACAAGCCACGUAUUGGUUCUAUGAAGCCUACCAAAAAAACAGUUUUAAUCCACCAAUUGUUACCUUAAAAUUGAUGUUAACUCAAUUGAAUUGUCACAUGAAACUCCAUUCGUUAAUAGGUCAUGGUAUGAUUCAUUGGGUAAAUUUUCAAGAAAGUCUGGUUUAAUGAUUGCACUCAUUGAUACUUAUCAUCGGAGUGCUUACGUCGCUUCACGAGAAGUCCACGACACGCCCUUUUAUGGGUUGGACCUCCACGAACGUAAUUUACAUUCUUGAUAAAAUUGAAAAAAAAUAAAAUAAAUAUGGCCGUUCCUGUCGAUGAAAUGUAGCUUUGGCUUAUUUCACAGGUGUUAUACAGACUUCCAACCCUCUCCCUUGUUUCCUCUGAUGAAAAAUUUUGGUAGUUCCGCUUGGUCUCAUCCGUGCGCUAUGUACAUGUUCCAACUUGUUAUCAAAAGUUCUCCACAAUACCUUCUGCUGUAGAAUCUCAUUCUUCUUAUCUAUCUGUAGGCUACAAUAUUCACUCGAAUUGUUCUCGAAGUCUCGUGCCAACCGCAAUUCACUGGCAUCUAUGUCGGAAUAAACCUAUGAUAGCUCUUAGCGCUUUUU